AUGGUGUUUGGAUCAUUUCUAAGUUUGACGUCCGCAUUGUCGUUAUGCUUAAAUGGGACUGAUUGUAACAAUGGUUCUAUUGUUGCUCAACCUCCUCCGGUUAUCGAAUAUGGUCAUCAGAAUCAGACGUUGAUGGUCGGCUCAUCAGCCACGUUACCAUGCCAGGCAAGUGGUCGAACACCGCCGAGGAUCUCAUGGCUACUUGACGGAAAUCCGGUCGAUACCAGCAAGGAUAAUCGCUACAGUCAGCAUUCGAGUGGCAGUCUGCAUAUUGCGGAUCUCAAAAAAUCUGAUACGGGUGUUUACACAUGUCGAGCAAAGAACGAUGAUGGAGAAUCGACCUGGACAGCUUCGUUAACCGUUGAAGAUCACAAUACGAAAUCGGUUUUCUCUCGAAUGCCAGACCGAUCAAACUUCCCAUCGGCGCCAUCACAACCUAUCGCCAGCAACGUUUCAGACAGUGAGGUGGAUUUGGAAUGGCGAGCCCCGGAACGAAACGGAGGUAGCCCAGUUACCGGCUAUAUUAUCCAGUUUUUCAGUCCAGAUGUGGGAGAGACUUGGCUCAACGUUCCGGACUACGUUUCGGGCCCACGAUAUCGUAUCAAGAAUUUGAGACCAUCACAGACCUAUGUGUUCGUCGUUCGAGCGGAAAACGAAAAAGGCAUUGGACCUCCAAGCCCAAUUUCGUCGGUUGUGAACACGUUGACAAGAAAUGCUCAUUUGUCAGCUGACGAUUUGGAGAAUCUGGAUCUGGAACAAGCAACAAGGCGAAUCACCUCAGAGCAGCUUAUCAAGCUCGAAGAAGUGAAAACCAUUAAUUCGACAGCGGUUCGAUUAUUCUGGAAGCGCAAAAAGAUCGAAGACAUGGUUGAGGGGUAUUACAUCAAAUGGCGCGGUCCACCGAGGAGUAAUAUAAACCAAUGGGUGAAUGUUAGUGGUGCACAUGUGGAAUCGUACGUGGUGAACGGCUUAAUGCCUUUCACUAACUACGAGUUUUUCGUCAUUCCUUAUCACAAAUCAAUUCAAGCACCAUCAUUACCGCCAUCGGACGUACAUAUCCGAAUGUUGAAUUUAACUACUCUUCGUAUCGGGUGGAGAGCACCACCGGCUGAUGGUAUGAUGCAUUUCAAGAAAUUUGUCUAUGCCGCGGGCGAGGGCGGGGAGGAGGAAGGAGGACGGUGGUACAUCUCACUGUUUGAACGAGAAAUGCCCUCAUUUUGCCCAUUCCGUGCAUUUUUCAUGAAAAAUCAGGAAACCCUUGACAAGCAUCUGAGUCUGCACAGUGAACAAGAAUCGUUUUUGUACUCAUUAUCGCGUCAAUCAUGGUUCGCUCUACUUGUGAUGUUGCUCGUAUGCGUAUUUUUGAUUCUGGUCGCAAUAUUUGUGUUCUGGUACUAUAAAAACAGCAAAAACGCCAAGCGUAUCGAAGAACCUGAAUGGAUACAGUUUCAGGAUCGAACAUUUAUUAAAAUUAAUGAUGGAUCCGUUCACAUGACUCAGAAUGGGAUAUGGGAUCAUAACCCGUAUAAUACGACUGGAAGAAUGACGCUGAAUAAUCGGUGCCCAGCUGCUCAUCCGCCUUACUCAGUGACACCAAAUCACCAAGAUUUCUUCCAUGCUCCUUGUGAUGACUACAUGGCUGGGACAAUGAAUCGACCUGGUUCUGAACAUCACUAUCAUUAUGCGCAAUUAGCUGGAGGACCAGGAAAUACGCUCAGUACUUUCUACGGAAAUCAGUACCAAGACGAUCCUUCACCAUAUGCUACGACAACGUUGGUCAUGUCAAAUCAACAACCGUCAUGGCUCAAUGAUCGUAUGCUAAGAGGUCCGGUACUUCCAAGUAAUCCGGUCCCGAAUGGUCCGCCAGCCAGAUAUGCUGACCACACGGGUCGCCGUUCCCGAGGCAGUCGAGCGUCUGAACAUCGUCAAGCAAGCCAUCAUUCAGAUAGUCCGCCUCACACCGACGUUAGCUAUGUUCAGUUCCAAUCUUCUGAUGGAACUGGCGAGAGCUCAAAUGGUCGAUCGAAGCCGGGCACUAUGGCUGGCCGUCGAAGUCCUCCCAAGCACACUCUUAUGGACUUCAUACCUCCACCUCCAUCUAAUCCCCCACCGCCAGCCGAUAUAGGCUAUGAGGGUUCUCCACGACGGCAUUUGCCACGAAUGUUGAACAUGGAAGACCCUUAUGAUUCCGUUUCCGAUGGAAUGGCGUUUGGAGAUGAGAUGAAAGUUAGGCCAACAAGUAGGAACAGGACGACGGGUAUUCGUCCACAGAAAGGUAAUCGAGAUGACGAUAGCCAGCGUUCGUCUUUAAUGAUGGAUGAAGAAGGCGGAUCGUCAGAAGCCGACGGUGAGACGUCGGAUUGCGAGGCGCCUAAGCGGAAAACGGUUCCGCGAAUGGGUGUGUCUGCAAGCGCACUCUCGCAAAGUAGCUAUGACUCUGGUCGAUCAGCAUCACGGUUUAAGUCAAUGCAACGAGGCAAGCAGGAUCAUCUGUGA
Molecule: messenger RNA, 2496 nt
Organism: Ostertagia ostertagi
Lineage: Eukaryota; Metazoa; Nematoda; Chromadorea; Rhabditida; Trichostrongylidae
Source: the annotation of a GenBank genome assembly